CGUAAAGCUUUGAAAAUGUUUCUUUUUAAUUUAUUAUAGAAUUAACUAUGGAUGUUGAAGAAAAUAUUGAUAAAGAACCAAAAGUGUACGUCUAAGUCUUAGAAAAAAACUAAAACUCAUUAAAAUAAAGAAAAAUAAAAAGGUUUUGGAGCAAACAGAACCUUCGCCAGUUUUACAAGAUGAUGGAGAUGGAGAUGGAGAUCAACCACAACAAAGUUUCAAAGAACAAAGCGAUAUUAUUAAUAUCGAAUCACAGGAAGAAGAAAUGGAGAAAAUUAAAAUGAACACGAAGAUACAACGCAUUAAGAAAAAUACGGAAAACAAACAUGGGUAACACGAGAAAUUGCCGAAAUAAUGGGUCGUGAAUAUAUUUUACUAACAACAUUACGUGACACAUUAUUUUUCAUCAUAUUUUUGAUUCUUAUGACAAUUGCUAGUUUGGGUGCGAUCGAACCGGAAGCUCACAAUUUAUUCAAGCUAAUGGAGAAUGAAAUGCUGCAGAACAAUGGUUUCUAUGAUAUUAAUACCCCUUCACAAUUUUGGACUUUUCUAGAUGACUUCUUCGAGAACAGUUUCUACUGGGACUAUUGGUAUUAUCCUGUGCAUAACAUAGCUCCUGCUAAUAUCAACGAACGUUAUGUCUUUUACGAAAACAAAUUAAUCGGUGUGCCAAGAUUAAGACAAUUGAAAGUCCGUGGAGAUUCUUGCAUGAUUCACAGCUACUAAAAGGUUUUCCUCAAUUGCUUCGGGAAGUUUAAUUGGAAAAAUGAAGAUACAGCUACAUUUGGUCCUGGAUCCGACUCCGCAUGGAGAUAUACUAGUGAAUCUGAACUACAAGACUCAAGACACUUUGGUAAGUUUGCCUGGUACCACGGUGGAGGUUACUACAAAGAUUUAAGUUUGUACAAGAAUGAAACCAAGGCGAUUAUUGAAGAUCUCAAGAAUAAUCUGUGGGUUACUCGCGGGACAAGGGCGAUUUUUCUCGAUUGGACUAUGUAUAACACUAAUCUGAAUCUUUUUCUGCAAUUUCGUUUGGUUUUUGAGUUUCCCCGAACCGGCGGUGUGGUGACAAUGCCCAGCGCGCAUAUGUGUUCCCUGCUACGUCAUCAAACCAAAUACGAUUAUUUCAUUCUUGCUUGCGAAAUUAUUUGCAUAAUGUUUCUGAUUUACUACACUAUAGAAGAAAUUAGAGAGUUUGUGUACUUCAAAUGGAAGUAUCUGCUUAUGUUUUGGACGUGGAUUGAUUUCAUUAUUAUCUCUUUUGGUUAUGCUGCAAUUGGACUUCGAAUCUAUUCAGAAAUAUCCAUACAUAAAAGAUUAUUGACUCUGAUUGAUAGGCCAGAGGUUCACGCUAACAUGCAAGUGCUUAUGCAGAGAAUGUUCUUCUACAGAUUGUUGUUGUCAUCGAUGUUGUUCUUUAUUUACAUGAAGAUAUUUAAGUACUUGAACUUCAACAAGAGUAUGGCGCAACUUAACAGGACUCUGUCGCAAUGUCGUAAGGAUAUGAUUGGUUUUGGUAUGAUGUUUUUUAUUAUUUUUAUUGCGUUCGCCAUCUUGGGGUAUUUAAUCUUUGGUACGGAGGUGGAAACGUUUAGUACUUUCUAUCUGGCGAUGUUUACAUUGUUGCGCACGAUUUUGGGCGACUUUGAUUACACUGAUAUCGAGAAGGCAAAUCGUGUGAUUGCGCCCAUCUUCUUUUUGAUGUUUAUAUUUUUGGUAUUCUUUGUGUUAUUGAACAUGUUUCUGGCGAUUAUUAAUGAUACUUAUGUCGAUGUGAAGACUGAGUUGGCAAUCGCACCGGAAGAGAUGCGAAUGUCUGGGUUUGUAAAGCGUGGUUAUUACAAUGUUUUGAUCAAGCUAGGCCUUGGGAAAUAUGUUAAGUUUGAAGAAUUUCAACGUAAUGAGUUUGAGAUGACUACGUCUGAGAUCAAGGGCGCGUUAAAACGAAUUGGUUUUGCUGAUUUGGAAAUUGAGAUGUUUCUAGCACGAUAUAAUAUUGAUCCAUCUGCGGAGAUUCAACAAUUUGAUAAGCAGAAGUUGAUUGAUUUGUUGGAAGGGAAAGCACAACCUGAGCCUGAAUUUAAGAAGAAAAAGAUUGGAAACGAAUUCGAUGAACCUCUGGUAGCGUUGGAUGAUUUUCUUGAACAACAAGAACAAUUGAAGAAAAUCGAGGAAACCAUUCACGAAACCACAAAAACCCUUCACACUUUACUGAAAAAGUUAGAAAAGAUGGACAAUGUAAGGAAAAUUAAACUUGAACAAGACGAACUGUAAUAAUGUUCGAAUAUAUUUAAUAUCAUUAUUAUUACAAUAUAAACAAUAAUCGCUAUUUACAACUCUUCGCUUGAUUUAGCAGAAAAAUGCGUAUGAUUUUAUAAAUCAGUCGUAUAAUUAUCAAAUAAUCAUUUAUAAGAGUUUUAAAUAAGUCUAAAUAUUACAACAUUACCAAUUAAAUUUACUUCACAAAGCUGUCCGGAUAAACACAACGCACACAAAAGAUAA
Dalotia coriaria is the source of this 2502-nucleotide messenger RNA. Its product is annotated as polycystin-2-like protein 1. Gene Ontology annotation, molecular function: calcium channel activity; calcium ion binding. The record is from RefSeq and is a predicted model, not a curated record. Gene Ontology annotation, biological process: detection of mechanical stimulus. Gene Ontology annotation, cellular component: membrane. Lineage: Eukaryota; Metazoa; Arthropoda; Insecta; Coleoptera; Staphylinidae.